AUGGCGGACGAGCCGCCCGACAGCCUGGACGGCUGGGUGCCGCUGCGCGAGGGCCUGUUCGCCGCGCCCGGGCGCCAGCGGCUGCGCUUCCUCGUGGCCUGGAACCCCGCGGAGGCCCGGUUCGCCGUCACCUGCCACGACCGCGCGGGGGCCGCGGGGGGCGCGCCCAGCUGGGCCGGGCUGCUCUCGGCCGCCGGGCUCCGCGGCGCGCACCGCCUGCUGGCCGCGCUGUGGCCGCCGCUCGAGCGCUGCCUCCCGCGGCUGCCGCCCGAGCUGGACGCGCCGGGCGCGGGCUGGGCGCGCGGGCUGUGGGCGCUGGUGCGGCCGGCGCGCGCGGGCCCGGGCGAGGCGGCGCUGCGGGAGCUGUGCGCGCGCCUGGAGCGCUACCUGGGCCGGGCGGCCGAGGGCUGCGGCGGCGCGGCCGUGCGCGACGCGCUCUUCCCGGGCCUGGGCGCCGAGGGCGCCGCCGCCGACUGCGAGAGCCCGCGCGAGUUCCGGGGGCGCGCCCUGCGCGCGCGCAUGGCCGAGGCGGACGCGCGCCUGAGCCAGAUUCUCCAGGGCCAUGAAAAGGCCUGCACCAUGGUGGUGCUGAGUGACCUCUACCGGGAGGAAGACCAGGCUUACCAGGACCUGGUCACCAUGGCGACCACCUUCUUCCAGUAUCUGCUGCAGCCCCUGAGGGACAAGCGAGAAGUUGCCACUUCCCAUAAGCGUGACAUCUUGAAGUCCUUGCAGGAGGAGGCCCUGGGCCCUCGGCGGGUGGCUGUCCUGCAGAGGGAAGCGCAGGAGUGGACCCGCCAGGCUGAAGAAGCUGUCGCCGCCAUUCAGGACAUCACAGUGGACUAUUUCAAAGAAACAGUGAGAGCGUUAGCAGCAAUGCAGAAGCAAAUGCAGCAGGAUGAGAAGAGGUUCGGCCAGGCCGCCUGGGCCACGGCCAAGCCCCGGCUGGAGCAGCUCAGCUGGAUGCUGGCCCACGAGAGCCUGCAGCUCCUGCGAGCCAAGGAGCUGUGUCUCAGCCGCCGACGGGCCGAGCUUCAAGGAAAGAUGGAAGAUCUUCCAGAGCAAGAAAAAAGUAUAGAUGUGGUAGAUGAAUUAGAAAUACAGUGCUAUGAAGUUCAAUUAGAACUCUAUGAGGUUAAGUUCGAGAUGUUAAGAUAUGAAGAAAUACUGCUUAUUACACAGCUGGAUUCCAUUAAAAGACGUAUAAAAGAGCAGCUGGAGGAAGUCGUCUACCACGACCCGUGCGAGAGUCCGGAGGAGCUGCGGGCCUGCCAGGGGGCCCUGGGCCUGCCCGGGGAGAGCGCCGAGGUGGAGCGGCUCCGCAGGCGCUGCCGGCAGCUGGAGACCCGCAGGGGCCGCCUCUGCGCCCGGAGGGCCCAGCUCAGGAACAGAAAGGACCAGUGCAAGCAGAGCCACCAGCUCAGGCUGCAGCAGGCCUCGGAGCGAGCCCGGCGCAUCCAGCAGCACCACGGCGCCCAAGCGAAAAGGGACAAAAUAAAAGAAGAGGAACUCAAGAAACAGGAGUGGAUACACCAGGAACGCCAGAAAACACUGCAGCGGCUGAGAGCAUUUAAAGAGAAACAUCCUGAUCAGUCCACACCAGAGACUGGCCCAGAUCCUGGGGCUGCAAACCUGCGGGGUGGGCUCGGCCACCAGCUGCCCUCACCCACGUGCCCGCCCCCUGUGCCCUCCAGGGAAGCAGGGAGUGAGGCAGGCUCCCCGGGUCAGGAUUGUCCUACAGCCACCCCUGAGCAGACGCCGGGUCCUCCUGAGGGCCAGACACACUGCAGAUCCAGCCAGGGCGUGUCCCCACCCCCCCCCCCCCCUCCUCCUCCACCACCACCACCACCCCCGCCUCUGCCCGGCUGGACUCCAGGAGGGGAGGAUCAGCCGCUCCCACUGCUGUGCUACUCGCCGGCUGGGACGCCACCCCAAUUCUCAGACACUGCUAAAGGCCCAGGCUCCAUGGACGAGGUCUUGGCCUCCUUAAGGCGAGACAGGGCCCCUCUCAAGAAAGUGGACACGCCCGCGCCCUGCACCUCGGUCAACCAGCACAUUCUGGCCGCCAUAAGGCAGGGGGUCAAACUUAGGAAAGUGGCCCCUGAGGGUGGCCGGAGCCCCGGCAGCAGUCCCCCCAGCGACCUGGAGCGCAGCAUCCGGGCGGCCCUGCAGCGGAUCCAGCGGGUGGCGGCCGACUCGGAGGAAUCGGGGGACUCGGGGGAGGAGGCCGUGGAGCUGAGCCCCGGCGAGUGGGACCACUGAGCCCGGCCCCGGCCCUGGCACCCCCUGGCGGGCAGGAGGCCGUGCGGACAGAGGCCAUUUCUGGAGAAGGUGCCAGAGGUCUGGCCAGUCCCGGGGGGAAGCAGGGCAGGGAGGCCUGGCCAGGCCCUGUCUGGGGAAGUUCCACACUCCGGCGAGCCGCGUGGGGCAGGGGCUGUAGCCGGCGCCGCGGGUCUGAGCCUGAACAUCAUCCUGGCAGGGGUCGGAGGAGCUUGCCUCCACCGAGGGACUGUUCUAAGCAUCUGCCGUGACAGUUCAUGUAUCAAACACCACAGAGCCUCGUAGUAAAGGAGUAUUUAUCACGCACGCGUCACUCUGAGGAAACGGGUCUGGCUUCUGGGCUGACAAGAUGUGUAGCCCCUCCUGCCCCGCGCCGUGUGUUUUAGCAGCAUCUCAGCGAAACAUGUUUAAGCAAAGCCCAGGGCAGGGAACACUGGCCCUCAGGACUGACAUCUCAGCUGGAGCCGGCGUCCCCCUUUGCGACGGGCAGGCGGAGCG
Talpa occidentalis (Iberian mole) is the source of this 2778-nucleotide messenger RNA. It is a transcript of the gene WHAMM, whose product is annotated as WASP homolog associated with actin, golgi membranes and microtubules. NCBI's taxonomy places the organism in Eukaryota, Metazoa, Chordata, Mammalia, Eulipotyphla, Talpidae. Gene Ontology annotation, cellular component: cytoplasm; endoplasmic reticulum-Golgi intermediate compartment membrane. Gene Ontology annotation, molecular function: Arp2/3 complex binding; actin binding. The record is from RefSeq and is a predicted model, not a curated record. Gene Ontology annotation, biological process: endoplasmic reticulum to Golgi vesicle-mediated transport; Arp2/3 complex-mediated actin nucleation.